AUGGCAGCCGUGGCGCAGGCGGGACGCACCUUGAGCUUGUCACCUUGGUGGUGCGAUCCAUGGGCCUGUCGGCGGCGCCAGGCGCCACGACUUUCUCCUUGCCGGGCUACCAAGCGCAAUGACGAAGGCCAGAAGGCGAAGGAUCGUAUCCGUGGGGAUGCGUCGAAAGGAGAGAGCGGCGAUGAGCGGCAACCGGGAAGCCCGGCUGAUCCCGGUCAGGUGGGAUCGGCGGAAGGGGCCGGGGGAGGGGAUGGCGACCGGCCAGGGGGCAGGCCCAGGCGGCGACUGACCGAAGAGCACAAGCGGAAGAUCAGCCUGGCGAUGCGCGGGAAGAAGAAGGCGCGCGGUGAGGAGGCCCGGGUGCUUUCCGCGGAGGCCAGGGCCAAGAUGUCGGCCAAGAGACGGGGCAGGAAGCCCAACCUGGGCGGGCGCCACACGGCAGCGGCCAAGGCGGCCAUCAGCGCGGCUAACACGGGCCUGGUGCGGUCGGAGGAGACGCGUGCCAAGCUGUCGGCAGCCCUGAAGGGCCGGAGGCAUUCGCUGGCCACGCGGGCGAAGAUGUCGGCGUCUCAUGUGGGGGUCAAAUACGACGCGGCCACGCUGGCCAAGAAGAGCGCCAGCCUGCGCGCCUUCCACGCGCGCAACCGCGGGGGAUCGGACGCGCGGCGGGAUCGGCCAAAGCGAGCGCCCAGGCCGCGGGAGCCGCCGGAUGCCUUCGUGCUGGAGCGCGCGCUGCUGGAGGUGGCGUCGCUGAGGCGGGAGGUCAUGGACUGGAUGGCGCUGUGGGCGAUGGACCACGACACCAAGCCCAACUUGGGGGACAUGCUGGAGGCGUCUCCGGAGACGCACGCCAAGUUCAUGAGGUUCCUGGCGCUGAGGGACUUCGUCAGGGAAGGGGACCGGUGA
Messenger RNA from Ostreobium quekettii, 906 nucleotides. Lineage: Eukaryota; Viridiplantae; Chlorophyta; Ulvophyceae; Bryopsidales; Ostreobiaceae. The record is from the annotation of a GenBank genome assembly.